Leptonychotes weddellii (Weddell seal) is the source of this 2025-nucleotide messenger RNA. RefSeq names its product sterile alpha motif domain containing 10 (gene SAMD10). Gene Ontology annotation, cellular component: cytoplasmic side of plasma membrane. NCBI's taxonomy places the organism in Eukaryota, Metazoa, Chordata, Mammalia, Carnivora, Phocidae. Gene Ontology annotation, biological process: cell surface receptor protein tyrosine kinase signaling pathway. The record is from RefSeq and is a predicted model, not a curated record. Gene Ontology annotation, molecular function: protein binding.
CCGCCUUGCCCCCGGCGAGGGGCGUGUGCACCGGCCCGGGAUCCUUGGGCCCCAUGUUCACGGAGCUAAGGACCAAGCUGAGCCCCCCGCGAGGCCGCGCCGGGGCUGUGCGUGCCGGCUUCGGGGAGCGCCGGGAUGUGGACGCUGCUGCACACUUCGGCUUCUGCCAAACCCUCCUGGAGCACACAGUGUCCACUGAGAGCAUCCCCUGCCACCUGCCUCGGACGCCGGGCACCAGCCUCACGUGGCACGACUCCCGUAGCCAGAGGGCCGCUGGUGGCCGGCCUGUCAAGCUCCUGCAGCAGCCUGGCACAGAGGCCCCCCAGGGCCGGCUGUACUCUGACCACUAUGGCCUGUACCACACAAGCCCCUCCCUGGGCGGCCUGACGAGGCCUGUGGUCCUGUGGAGUCAGCAGGACGUGUGCAAGUGGCUCAAGAAGCACUGUCCCCACAACUACCUCGUCUACGUGGAGGCCUUCUCCCAGCACGCCAUCACAGGCCGGGCGCUGCUGCGGCUGAAUGGGGAGAAACUGCAGCGGAUGGGGCUGGCGCAGGAAGCACAGCGGCAAGAAGUGCUACAGCAGGUGCUGCGCCUGCAGGUGCGCGAGGAGGGGCGAAGCCUGCAGCUGCUCAGCCAAGCCUCUUUCGGAAACACGUCCUAGCUGCUGCCUGGGGCUUGAAGCCCGGACCCCAGCACUGUGACCAGAGCCUGUGGCAAGGACGAUGCAGACCUGGCACACAGCCCCUCUCGGACCCCGCCAGAGGCGCCAGGGGCUGAGCCCAACCCAGUGGACAGGUGGGACCAGGAUUGCCAUCUCUGGUUGUGCAUUCUGGGCUGUGAGCAGGUGGGGGCUGCUUGGGUGUGGCCCUUCCUCCCAGGACCUGAGCCCAAAUCUACCCUCUGGUGCUGCUGGCAGCAUGCGGGGCAGCUACCUGGAGCCAGGGCAGGGUCUGGCUAUCCCCCUAGACUCCCAGGGAGUCUCUUUAUUAUUUAUAUUCCCUUCACCCACACUGAUGUCCGCGCCCCUAUUGCCUGCUGAGUCACGCUCCCUCUGGGCAUCCUGCCCUCCCCAGGGCAAGAGGUUUGUGUCUGCCCAUUUGUCCAGUUCUACGAACCUUCACCCAGCACCUAGAGGAUUGCCGGCACAGGUGGGAUGAACUGUGCAGGCUCCCUUUGGCCAGGGCCACCCCCCCCCAUGGUCAGCAGCAGCCACCAAGAACUCUCCCUCAUGAUUUCUGAGACCCUCACCACACCCCCAUCUAUUCCCAGGACCUGAAGCAAGAGAGGUCUGGGGAUUGCUCAGGUGCCUAAGACCUAACACAGCACCAUGAGGACCCCAUAGCCAGGAUUAGGCUCAGCCAUGUUGUGGCCUUGGGUUUGGGAGUCCAGCUCCUGCUCUCCCAACAUUUGUUGGGGAGCUGCCCUGAGGCACAGUCGGGGGCAUGUGCAUUCUCACUGUUCCUUUCCCAGGAAAAUCCGAAUUCAUAGAAGAGACUGUCCUGAGGGCUGCAUCGCCCACACCCACCCACCAGGGACCCAGCCAGCCCCUCAGCAACCACUCCGUGGGUCAGGGGGCCCAAGGUUUGGGACUGGUGCUGCCCAGCAGAGGGACAGUGAGGGUGGUCCUGGUAGCCCCCACCCUCUUGCUCCUCUGCCUUCCCAUUCCCCUAGGGAACUCUGAAAAUUUCAGGGACAGAUGAGGCUGAGCCUCCAGCCUCUUCUCUGUGCCCUGAGCUGGCCUCCAGGUGGGAGGUUGGUUGCUGCAGGUCCUGAGUGGAAUUUGGCCUGGUGCUCCCCAUCCUGUAGGCCGAUAUAGGAAGCCCCCAUGUCCUGUCUGGCCACCCUGAUUGUCCCAGCCCACCUUGUGCCAUCACAGCGUUGUCGUUUCCGGAGGGUCCUUCCUAUCACUGCCCCCACCUCCUCCCUCUUUUGUCUUGCUCCCAUGCCCCCAUGCUCUUGUCUUGUCUUCUUUGUUUUGCGCUUUUUUAUAUUCUGACAAAAAGACCAGAAAUAAACCUGGUUCU